This is a messenger RNA of Dendroctonus ponderosae (mountain pine beetle), 945 nucleotides long. Its product is annotated as ecdysteroid-regulated 16 kDa protein. Gene Ontology annotation, biological process: intracellular cholesterol transport. Lineage: Eukaryota; Metazoa; Arthropoda; Insecta; Coleoptera; Curculionidae. The record is from RefSeq and is a predicted model, not a curated record. Bases 355 to 810 code for a protein of 151 amino acids. The transcript has 4 exons. Gene Ontology annotation, molecular function: sterol binding.
UACCAACGCAGUGACUCAUGGGAAGUCAGGCUAAAACAAAGAAAGCCCGAGCGGUUUCCUUAAUUCCCUUAAUCGAAUUACCCAAAUAAGUCUUUAUCGCAAUUCCCAUUAGCUGAGAGUCAGUUAUUACGUGUUUGUCCUGCUGGCCAAGCACUGUCGUUCUUAAGCAUCCCAAUUUUGUGUUCGGUGUUAAACGCAGCACCGUUUUAUUGGCCGACACGCCGACGGUCGGGGGCUCUUAAUCGCCUAAUCGCUUUGACCAAGUGAAGAUAAACUUUGUCCUUUGUUGAUAACAAUGAGCACGAUUCGUCACAAUCGAAACUGCUCUCAUUCGUGUUGAAGUGACCCGGCGAAAUGCUCUCAAGAAACGCUCUUUUUGUGCUGGUUGUUAUCGGUUGCUGCACGAGUGCCUCAUUGGCCAUAUACCAGGACUGUGGGUCUCUGGAUGGAGCAAUUGAGGGUCUGGAAGUGUCCAAAUGCGCCGCAACUGCACGACGAUGCAUCUUGCGAAGAAACACCAACGCCACCAUGACCAUCAAGUUCAAAACCAAUACCGACUCGGAUAGUUUGAAGGCCGUGGUACAUGGGAUGAUUAUGGGAAUGCCCGUGCCCUUUUCCCUGCCAAACCCCAAUGGUUGCAAGGAUUCCGGGGUUGAUUGUCCCAUUCAUGCGGGCAACAGCUACCAGUAUGUAACCAGCAUGCCCAUCCUCUCUUCAUACCCGCGGGUGACCGUGGAUAUCAAAUGGGAGAUUCAAGACGCGCAAGGCCGGGACAUAAUUUGCGCAAUGAUUCCCGCGAAAAUUGCGUAAUUUCAACUGUAAACAGUUAUUGACCUGAUCGGGUAAUUGCUAGGCUUUAAGUUCGUGCCGAUUAGAAGAAAAAGCGAUCAGUGCAAGUGUCCUCACCGCACUCUGAUUGGCAAUAAAUAAACACUUUUUUUCCAA